Messenger RNA from Prosopis cineraria, 896 nucleotides. RefSeq names its product cyclin-U4-1. Gene Ontology annotation, molecular function: protein kinase binding. NCBI's taxonomy places the organism in Eukaryota, Viridiplantae, Streptophyta, Magnoliopsida, Fabales, Fabaceae. Gene Ontology annotation, biological process: regulation of cyclin-dependent protein serine/threonine kinase activity. Bases 6 to 740 code for a protein of 244 amino acids. The transcript is spliced from 2 exons. The record is from RefSeq and is a predicted model, not a curated record.
UCCUUAUGACCUCAUGUUUAUAUAAAACGCAGACAUCUCUGAAACAUGAGAAUUUGAAGAAGAAGCUUGGAUUGGUGGAUAUGGCAGAGCUUGAGAACCCAAAUGUGAUGACGAAUCUCAUCACUUUCCUUUCUUCUCUGCUCAAAAGGGUGGCUGAGUCAAACGACGCUAACCAGAAUCACCAACCUCUGAGAAUCUCUGUCUUCCAUGGCUUAUCCAGACCCACGAUCUCCAUUCAUAGCUACCUCGAAAGAAUCUUCAAGUACGCUAAUUGUAGUCCCUCUUGCUUCGUUGUUGCUUACGUCUAUCUGGAUCGUUUCACUCAGAGACAACCUUCUUUGCCUAUCAAUUCCUUCAAUGUUCAUCGCCUCCUCAUCACCAGCGUCAUGGUUGCUGCUAAAUUCAUGGACGACAUGUACUAUAACAAUGCAUACUAUGCAAAAGUUGGAGGAAUAAGCACAAUAGAGAUGAAUUUUCUGGAGUUGGAUUUCCUAUUCGGGAUGAGUUUUCACUUAAACGUGACACCAAACACCUUCCAAGCUUACAGUGCACAUCUCCACAGAGAAAUGCUGCUGAUGCAACCUCCUUUGGACUUUCCAAAUUCUUCAUUGAGCUUAGCAAAAUCAUUUUCAUCUUCAUCAUCAUCAUCACUAAAGGCUCAUUUAUUAUGCUCCAAUGAUGAAGAAUCUAAUAAUUCUCAUCACCAAAAGCCGCAACAGCAACAAGAAUUGGCUGUUUGAUUUGUUUGUUUAAUGCAUUUCCUCAAUGCAUUUAUGUAUGCCUUGUAGUAUAGCUUGUAGAUUGGGCUGAACUUCUUCUAAUUAUUAAUGUUAUAUUACAUAUUGGCAAAACUUGUUUGAUGUACAUUACCUGUGGAUCUACCUCUUUUUGUCAAA